Molecule: messenger RNA, 228 nt
Organism: Clunio marinus
Lineage: Eukaryota; Metazoa; Arthropoda; Insecta; Diptera; Chironomidae
Source: the annotation of a GenBank genome assembly
AUGAAAAAGAAAAUAAACGAACGUUUAACGAAUAUAAUUUCACGAUCCCCAAUUGGGCAACCUUUGAAAGAACAAAGAGAUUCAGAUGUUAAAAAUUUAGAAAUGAAAACUUUAAGAUAUCAGAAAAUUGCUCCGAUUGUGAAACUCAACAUGGAUAGUUUUCUUAAAUUAAAAUCAGAGUUUGAUAAUUUGGUUUCGAAAAUAAAAAUUCCAGGAUCCGAAACUUAA